Messenger RNA from Passer montanus (Eurasian tree sparrow), 6690 nucleotides. RefSeq names its product G protein-coupled receptor 50 (gene GPR50). Gene Ontology annotation, biological process: G protein-coupled receptor signaling pathway. Gene Ontology annotation, molecular function: melatonin receptor activity. The record is from RefSeq and is a predicted model, not a curated record. The coding region runs from base 2282 to 3052 and encodes 256 amino acids. Gene Ontology annotation, cellular component: membrane. NCBI's taxonomy places the organism in Eukaryota, Metazoa, Chordata, Aves, Passeriformes, Passeridae. The transcript has 4 exons.
GUAGUCGUGAGUAUUUUUAGGAACGCUGGAUCUCAGGAGCCCCUUUGUGAAACUCUGUGCAACUCCCAGCAGAAAUUUUUGCUCCUCCCACCCCCAGUCGUUUGAUCCUCCUCCUCCCACUCCCAAAGCCCGGGUUGGAGCAGGACUUGAACACAGCACUGUAAGUCAUGGGUGUGUGGCUGGGGAAUGGAGUUGAAGCACUGUUAGUCAUUCAGUAAGUGAGCAGUGCUCAGCAUGCACUUCAGGUGUACCAGUGGUUUGGGAGCCAGAUGGUAUGUGGUCAAGUGAGAAAUACGUGAUUUGAGAGGAAUUGCCGUGGUUUGAUGCUGGCCCAAUGCCAGGCACCCACCAGAGUCUUUUGCUCACCCUCCCCUGCUACAGCUGGGCAGUGGAGAGGGGAGAAAAAAAAAGAAAUUGACAAACACUUCCUGAGUGGAGAUAAAGACCAGGAAAAACACUUAAAGGACAAAACAGGCUCAACUUACGGUUGCAAAGUGAAUUUAUUACUAAUGGAAUCAGAGGAGGAUAAUGAGAAGUAAAAUAAGCCCUUAAAACACUGCUUUCCUCCAGCCCCUUGCUCCUUCCAACCAACAGUGCAGAGGGACAGGGCAAUGGUUAGCUCAUCAUUGAGAUUUUCUUCUGCUGCUCUGAGAGUCCUUCCCCUGUGAGACUGUGGGGUCACUCCCAUGGGGGACAGUUCUCCGUGAACUUUCCUGGCAUGGGUGCACUCCCGGGAGCAGCAGCCCUACCACACCAUCUUCAAAGCCAUCAGAGACUGGCUCUGCUGGACAUGGUGGAAGCUUCCAGGAGCUUUUCACAGGAGCCAUCUUUGUGGCUUCCCUGCUAUCAGAAACCAGGCUGUGCAAAACCAAUACUCCAGUGGAACAGGUUUCCACUAGAGACAGUAAUUCUGGCAUUUCUGAACUGAAGAUUAUUUGUCUUUGCAGUGUUUGACAAAAGUUCUGUUACACAUGUAGGUCUUUAUACAGCUGAAAUUAGUGGAAACAAAAAUCUUGUUAUUAGGCAGAUUUGUGUCUUGUAUCAUGUAAAAUACCUCCCUGCCUCCCCAGAUGGCCACCCUGUGGACAAGAGAGCAAGCCGUGUUCAGCACAGUGCUGAGCUCCCGUUCUCCCUUUCUCAGUCCCUCCUAGCCCUGUGCCCUUCCCUGUCUCUAGCAAAGGCUCGUCUUUUCUUUUCAGCCCCAAAGAGCAUUGCUGCCUGAGGACUUGAUGUUCCUAAAAAAUCUGGAGAGCCAAGUACUGGCAUAGAUAAUGGUAAAUAAUUAAUUACCUUGCAGACAAUCCUUCAAUACGAGCUGAAACAUCUUUCAGGAAGAGGGAAGGUGGGCAUAUGUGCUCAAAUUAACUGUUCCCUGUGAUUAAUUAAAAGGCUUAGAAGGACAACUGUCAUGUCAUGGCCUAUAAAUAAAAUGGAAAUUAAUUCAGAGAUAGGUUUUGUAUGCUUUUCUCUUUUUUUCAUUUUGUUUGCAUUUUAUUUGCUUUUUUCUCUCUGUACAGGAUGUUUAAUUCCUUCCAAGUCUGUCCCACAGCAGAGAUCAGGGGUGGAGGAGGACAGGACAGUCCUUAGGAGAAGGCUGUGCCACAAUCCCAGGACAGUCAUGUCUGCAACAGCCCCAGUCUGAUGGGACUGCUUUUUUGGAAGAUGUAAAAGGAAACCUGUGGUGUAGCUUUCUCAUGUUUAACCCUCUUCAUUUCUGAAAAUUGGAAUGAGGACCAGUGAGUCUCUUCUGAGACCAUCCCCUUGAUGCCUUGCGUUGAGAGACCUCAGAUCUUGCUUUGUUGAACAAUCCCCAGCAGCACCUUCAGAUGUGAUGUUGACAAAUGCUGUGGUGUCUGCAGGGACUGAGGUCCAGCAGCCCAGAGUCCCACCUGCCCUGAAGCCCUGCCUGUCCUUUGACAGGGAUGCAAUGCUUCUGGCCUGGAGCAGGAGAAUGCAGAGGGUGAGGAGACUGUUCCUUUAGGUGAUCACUGCAGCUUAGGCUAUCCCUGGACUUGCAUACAAACAUGGCAGAAGAGGGUUUGUGGUGUGAACAGCACAUAGAAGAUGCUGAUGAGCCAGUUCCUAAUGACCCAAGACCUUGCUGGGGACUCGAGAGGGCCCUGUUUUCAGAACAGCUGCAGUGAACAAAACAUUCCCUGCCUGGUCUAGACUCGCAUGGAAAGGCAACAUCUUUGUUGUCAGCUUGUCCGUUGCAGACCUCGUGGUGGCAGUUUAUCCGUACCCUCUGAUCUUAAGUGCCAUUUUCCACAAUGGAUGGACCAUGGGAAAUGUUCACUGCCAGAUAAGUGGGUUCCUGAUGGGCUUAAGUGUCAUCGGGUCCAUUUUCAACAUCACGGCGAUCGCAAUCAACCGCUACUGCUACAUCUGCCACAGCCUUCGGUACGAUAAGCUCUUCAACCUGAAGAACACCUGCUGCUAUCUCUGCCUGACCUGGAUACUCACGGUGGUGGCAAUUGUGCCAAACCUCUUCGUUGGCUCCUUGCAGUAUGACCCCCGGAUUUACUCCUGCACCUUUGCCCAGACCGUGAGCACGUCGUACACCAUCACGGUGGUGGUGGUUCACUUCAUCGUCCCGCUCUCCGUCGUGACGUUUUGCUACCUACGGAUCUGGAUUCUGGUCAUUCAAGUCAAACACCGGGUGAGACAAGACUGCAAGCAGAAACUCAGGGCAGCUGACAUCCGAAACUUCUUGACUAUGUUUGUGGUUUUUGUCCUUUUUGCUGUGUGCUGGGGACCAUUAAACUUUAUUGGCCUUGCUGUUUCAAUUAAUCCUUCAAAAGUGCAGCCACACAUUCCAGAAUGGCUUUUUGUCCUGAGCUAUUUUAUGGCUUAUUUUAACAGCUGCCUCAAUGCUGUGAUCUAUGGGCUUCUUAACCAGAAUUUUCGGAAGGAAUACAAAAGGAUAUUGCUGACACUGUGGACUCCCAGGCUGCUGUUCAUUGAUGUGUCCAAGGGUGGGACAGAAGGGAUGAAAAGCAAGCAUUCUCCAGCCAUAACAACGAACAACAACCACGCUGAAAUACACCUAUGAGUCAGGACAGUACUAUUUAUUCUGGAUUACAGUUGUAUAUAUAAUAUACAAGAGCCUUUCGUGCUGUGUGCAUUGCACAGCUGGUUUUGCCCUCAUGCAAGGAAGGAUUCUGCAACCUUUCAUGCUUAGCUUAUUGCUGUGACAUAAAGGCUUUGAAUAAGAAUUUUCAGAAUGGAAAUGACAGAUUUUUUUUUUAUAUGUCAUCUUUCACUGUGUGCCUAAUUAAUCAGUUUGGUUGCUUUUGCCACAAGCAUGCCAAUACCCGAAAAGGGAAGCGUUCAGAGUGCAUGGAGAAAUGCAGUUAUGCUUGAAAUGCAACCAUCAAGAGACAGCAAAAUUUCCAUUUAUUAUACACAAACGUUUCUCCCCUCCCUCUGAGUUCUAUUUUUCUAGCAUUAACUUAACCUGAACUGUAUCAAACAAAAUGUAAACUGCAUGGCUUUUUACAUUAUAGAUAGGUAACUGUAUUAGCCAGCAGGUGUAUGUAUGGGCAUGGUGUGUGUUUUCCUUUUUGUUUCCUCUUCAGGUUUAGGAGCUAGCCUGGGCUAGAUGUGAGGCAGGCAGAAGCCAGACCAGUGUGUGUCUGAUGCACUCAUUUUAAUUGAGUAUCUACAGACAUUAAGUACCCUUGCACUCUCCUUCCCAGGCCAUGAGUAAGUAUAUGACAUAUGACAUAAUCUAAUUGAAGGAAGAUACUUGGAGCCUGAUUCUAAUUUAGGCAGUAUCCUGUCAUGGCCAGCAGUCAUUUCUAACAUCUUUCAAAAGUCACUGCUACAUGAACAUCACAAUAAAAAAGAUGAACAUAGCAGAGUCCCAUCUGUGUAACGCAGAUUGCAACUUUUAGGUUCCAGUAACAUUUACACUUGCAGAAAAAGGCAGAAGGGGAAGGCAGUGUUUUUACCAAAAUCCCUCCUUUUGCCCAUCACAGAACAUGAAUUUGCUGACGGGAGAAAAAGUGAAGAUUUUUUUUUCCCAUUUUAUUGACAUACAGAACUGUAAUUAACUCACAGAGUGGGGAGACGAAAGCUACUUAAGCAUAAUUAUGCAUCAGUUCUGUUUAAGCCUGGACUGUGCUAUUUGUAUCAUUGGAAACAAUGUCAUGAAGUUCUGGGGAGGCCAGUAUCACAUUAGACAUAAACACAUGGGCAAAGAUAAGGCUGUUUCUUUAAUGGAGUAUGAAAGGGGUGUGUGUGUGUGUGAUGGCAGCUGUCUGUAGAUAUGACUUCUUUUUUUCCUUAGCUUCAUUGUGAAUUCAUCUCUUUAUGGCUUUAAAUGUGGAUCCUGCUUUGAAGCAAUCCCAUAAAAUCAACAGGUAAGACUCCCCUGGUGCAACUCUACCUUCAGGUUAGUGCCUCUGCCUUGAUGCUGGUGUGCUGAGGGGCACAGCAGAGAGAGGGGCAGGUCUGAGCCCUGGGGGUCUAACGAGGCAGCCCCUGGUCCAGGACUGCAGUCUUCACUCUUUGGUUCUAGUCAAAGCAGGACUAGUUCCCAGCACUGAGCCCUGAAAGACUGAGACCAGACUUUGUAGGUGCCCGGAGAUGGAGGUACGUAGGAUUUCCCCGAAGCCUGAGCAGGCAGUGUGCCUAAUCCUUAGUGAAAAUAGUAAGCCAUUUGUGCACUGCUUUCUGAAACCAACUUGCUGCUGAAUGUCCCUCCUGCUGAUUUUUUUUGGGAAGAGGAAUUGAGAGAAAUUAAGGCUCUUUCUGAAGUGGGCCAAGGAACUCUGCAUGCCGUGUUACCUCCAUGAGGACUGAGUGUCUCUGCUGCUGCCAUGUGGUGAAGGUCACUGCAGUAACAGGGGGGCCCUGCAUUUAUAGGGUGCCCUGGCACUUAGGAAGUUUCAAACUUGAGCAUCUCAGCCACUUCAGAUGAAUGUUGUUUUAAAAUGCACUGCAGCCAGCCUCCCAUAAUAGGAAUCAAACUGAGUUUUGUUUUGGCCUCUUAAUCUGCCUCAGCAUGGCCAAAUAAAGGUAUUUUGACCCUCAGAAAUAACUGUUGUCUGUUCGCCUUCCAGAAAAACCACCCUGGAUGAAUUCACACCAUUCCAUGCAAGCAAAAUCAUUUUGAGUUAAACUUGGAUAAGAAAAGCACUGAGGGCACAUAACUGCAGGGAGUGUUUGUCCCAUCACGCCUGGGAGAUGUCCCGUGUUCCAUGACUAGUCUUCAAAGUCAUUUGCAAUUAGCCACAACAGUGUUAGUUAGAAUCACAUUAGCAAAUAAUUUGAAGCAUCUAGUGCCAAAUGAAAUAUACUGCUUUAAGACAAUUGUGAAGAAUCUUGUGCAAGCUUGCCAAAUAUCUCAAAUACCCCAAAGCUGGGGUUUCAUCUUAUGGAUUCUUGUCUUUUUAACUGAAUGUUCAGUGGAGGUCAUUUGGGUUUUUUUUAUUAUUAUUUUAUUCUUUAUGCUUGUAUUUGCACUAUUUCUUAUUCAGGCUCCAAAGUUAACAGCCAGCAAGUAUUUGAACCAAACCAAGUCCAAAGAGGUCCUGAAUAGGCAAGCUGUGAGAGUCCCUUGUACACCUGGCAGGAGUGGGAGCAGCAGGAGCAGGAUAGGGCAUCUCCCCAGGGCUCACAGAGUCACCACUCAACCAAACUAUGCAAAAUGACCUGCUUGUCUUCUGCCACAGGGUCUGAGCCCAGCUGCUGCCCAGAUCUCUGCAGGGACAGGCAAAGUACCUGCUGUGCUGGGCUGGGUCUGAGCAGCUCCCUGCAGCGCAGGGCCCGCAGGCUGGGGGUGGCUCUGGAGCACAGGGAGCACUGCCCUGGCACGCCCUGUUCAGAAGGGCUCUGGCUGUCCCAGGGAGGAGCCCAGGGCUGGGCUGAUCCACCCACCAUGGUUGGAGGCUUGGGCUCAGCCCUGCUGGAGCUGAGGUUUGCAAUAUGAACCAUGGAAAGCAGGGGAUGUAGCCUCAAACAGGAAACACUGUGCCAUUUGUUAGCACUUUGAGAGAGGCAGCGCUUAGGAUAGGAUGGAGUUUUAUACUGACUUAUUAAACUACCCAAGCAGCUCCUUAUUUUUAUGUUAGGAAAUGGUUAACAGGGUACAGAGAGUUUAUUUUUGUUAGCACUUGUUUACAGAAAAAGGGAAGUGUGUUUUAGCUGAGAAUGCUGAGCAGUGUCACAGUUUCCCUAUGGGAAUCUAGCUUUAGUCCAAAUUUGAGAUUUCAUUGAGAUCCCACAAUUUUAAUCACAUUCUGCCAGUUCCACCUGUUGCUUAUCUGGCCUUAAGUCUCAUUGAGAUCUCAUGUAAACUGCUUUCAAAUCACGUGCUCUGGGUUUGAUAUGGUGUGUCAAAUACCUAUUCUAGUCCCAAGCUCUAAAACUGUUGUAGUGGAAACUUAUGGAGAAGCAGUAUUGCUGUGAAGAAAGAUGAAUCUCUUUCCACAAAGAAAUAUUUUUGGAUGUUGCUAAUGAAUGUUGUUUCAUCAAUUUAAGAAGAAUGUAACCAAUAUAUAUUUAUAUAUAAAUGUGUAUUGCAUAUGCUGUUUCCAUUUUAAUGUUUAAUUGAGAAUCCUUCAAUAUACUUUCCUAUUGACAUUUUUGUUCAUAAAAUAGAUCAAUUCCCUUUACCUGUUAAAAAUGUAAUAAAUCUACUAUUGGACUACUUACUGAUUUUUUUUUCUCCACUAGCAGUUACUU